Molecule: messenger RNA, 2660 nt
Organism: Prionailurus viverrinus (fishing cat)
Lineage: Eukaryota; Metazoa; Chordata; Mammalia; Carnivora; Felidae
Gene: TMEM44
Product: transmembrane protein 44
Exons: 10
Coding region: 88-1302 (404 amino acids)
Source: RefSeq, a predicted model, not a curated record
GGGCCGGGGAAAGGGGGCGUGCGGAGGCUGCGCCCCGGCGGGGCCACGCGGGAGGCUGGGGCCCGGGCCGGGCGGAGCCAGCGAGCCAUGGGGGAGGCGGCCAGCCCCGCGCCCGCGCUCUGGGACUGGGACUACCUGGACCGCUGCUUCGCCCGCCACCGCGUCUGCAUCUCCUUCGGCCUGUGGAUCUGCGCCUCCUCCUGCUGGAUCGCCGCCCACGCGCUGCUUCUCUAUCUGAGGUGUACAAAGAAAUCUGGACGGGACCAGUCAGCGCUGUGCGCGGCAUGCUGCCUCCUGACCAGCCUGUGUGACACCAUCGGAGCGAUUCUGGCCAGACAGCUCACGAUCCAGGUUUUCACGGGUGCCUACCUAGCAGCUGUUGACUUGGUGAACUUUGUGUUCAUCCUCUUCCCGGUCUGCGGCUCCAAGUUGAAGUCUAAUUUGGGUCGGGGCUCCCGGGAGAGGAAGAGGAGGCAGCGGCUCAGGGCCAGUGUCUUUGCUCUGGCCCUGCCGCUGAGCCUGGGGCCAGGCUGGGCUCUCUGGGCCGCCGUCCGGAAGGCGUCAGGCCCUGUCCGAGGGCCCCAGCGGAGGCUACUGGAGAGCCUGCUGCAGGACAACACUGAAAUCUUCGGCUACCUGCUGGGUGCCAUCGCUGCCUUCGGCUCCUGGGCUUCCCGAAUCCCCCCGCUCUCCAGAAUCUGCCAGGGUAAGGCAUUUCCCUCCAUCCACCUGUGGACCCGGCUCCUGUCGGCCCUGGCGGGCCUCCUCUAUGCCUCGGCCAUUGUGGCCCAUGACCGGCGGCCUGAGUACCUGCUUCGGGCCACACCCUGGUUCCUGACCUCCCUCGGCCGUGCUGCACUGGACCUCUCUAUCAUUUUCCUUUCCUGGGUGAUGAAGAGCAAGAUGAGACGGGCCUUGGGGUUUACCCCUGAAGCCAGAGAGAGCCCCGACACCCAGGCCCUUUUGACCUGCACAGACAAAGAGGAAGAAAGCCAGGAGGCAAGGUCUCGCCGGUUGGAAAACUGCUGGGCCCACCGGGAAUUCAGACUGGGUGCCUCUCACCACAUUACCACCCUGCAAAUCACUGAGGACAAUGGCAGCCAUCAGUCGCUACAUGGAGCUGACCAUCGAGCCCGUGCAGCAGGCAGGCUGCAGCACCACCCGGCUGCCUGGCGAUGGACAGAUGAACCCUGGAGACGCGAACCUGCAGGAGCCGCCCUCUUACCCUCCCGUUCAGGUCAUCCGGGCCCGCGUGUCUUCCAGCAGCUCCUGCGAAGUCUCCUCCAUCAACUCCGACCUUGAGUGGGACCCUGAAGAUGUAAAUCUUGAAGGGAACAAAGACAACGUGGAGAUGCUCAGAUCCCAGGUGCACAGGUGCUCCAUGGGGCCAGUGGUCUUGACAUCUGAUGAGUAACACCAGGAGCAAGCCCAUCAGCUCAGAGCCCUUAGUCAAGCCUGUGUCAGGAACUGAGCAGGGAUCAACCUGCAGUGACACCCAUGGCGGGAAUUUAAGCUUCCGCAGAGGCCGCCCGUGAAAGUGAAGAACCAGGAGCUGUCACUGAGCUUGGCUGGUCUGCAUCACAGCUCAGAAUGGAGCUAAGACCUUGGGUCCUGUGGACAGACCCAGGCAUGUGGUUUGUUUUGAAGAUCAGAAGUUCACAGACCACUCUUGCUUCAAAGUAGAAACCUUCAUCUAAAGGGCAUUGGACCUGCUCUUCCCUUUCCUUUCAGAUUCAGCCAUACUCUCAAUAUCUGCUAGGUGACAGGAACAUCUAACAAAUAGCUAAUGUGUUUGGAUCUCAGUACAGCCUCAUUCUGCAAGACCUGGCUAAGCCCAGGAGACGAGAGGGGUGGGAACAUGUACUGGAGAUCUGAGACAUGAUCCCUGGUAUUAAUGGGACCUGGCUCCUGCCCUUCCAGUCACCCACUUGGGUUUUCUUCUGGAAGCUAGAGGUAGGACUGCUUGGUCAACCAGAAGUUUAUAAGAUCGGUGGUGUUGUAAGGGCAAGCAAAACAAAUUGCCUUAGAUACCAGCACUUGCUCCAACUUGGCAAGGUGUGUGCUGGGCAGGGUUUGCAGGUGAGGGGGACUGUCUGCUUCAGGAGCUAACAUGAAAGCAUGUGGAGGGUGGGAGGCAUGGUGGGAGGUGUCAAAUUCAAGCACAGCAAUCCCGUUUUAGGAUUAUUUUGAUACUGUGAUCAUGGGAGGGGGAAAAGAGGGAGGGAAUGGGGCCAAGGUGGGAGGAACACUGGAGUGAAUAAAUCCUGAUUGAGUGAGUUGAGGCAUCUCACUGUGUAGUACAGAGAUGUCUGAAUCCCAGCACGGCCACAAAAGCCAGCCACAAGGGGGAACUGGGAGACAUGCCGAGAAACACAGCUCUGCUCCAGGAUGGCCCCUGGCAGCCUGUGUGACUCAGUCACACAGCUGCCCAGUUUCUCCGAAGGAGUAGUGCAGAUCCCAGCACAACGAAGAGAGUGCCUCAGGGAAGCAGAUUGGUUCCAUAGAUCUCUGUGGAGAUACUAAUCCUCUGAGUGCCUUCUAAGCUGGAAGUGAACUCUAUCCCCUUUAUCCAACUGCUUUGAUCCCUGGGUGUCUUGUAAUGGAGUUUGCUAAAGCCAGUUUUGCUUUGUGAUCUUAACCACAGAAGCUGUUCUUUGAGA